AUGAUAUUUCUUAAGGUUGCGGCUUCACGAUUAUCUAUGAUAUUUUUUCCACCAAUGAUAAAAUCAUCUGCUGUUAAGCUAUUUAUUGCUCUAUCACGAAAAAAAUUUAUGAAUUUUAUGAGUGAUUUCGAAGAGUGA
Messenger RNA from Dentiscutata erythropus, 138 nucleotides. The record is from the annotation of a GenBank genome assembly. NCBI's taxonomy places the organism in Eukaryota, Fungi, Glomeromycota, Glomeromycetes, Diversisporales, Gigasporaceae.